AUGAGCACCGCUGCCGACGAUGGGAAGUGGGACGUGGAGGACAGCCGGCGGCCGCGGCGCGCCAACCGCGGCAGCAUGAUGCAGGAGCUCCUUGAGAAGGGGCUCAACUCGGAGGAGGAGAACCUGCUGAACGACCUUAGCGACGCCACGACCGACAGCACCUUCAGCAGCAGCGGGGAGGAGGCGAUGGACGAGAUCGACAGCGACUUCUCCGACGAGGAGGUGGAGGGCGUCUUGGACGGCGCGGAGGUGACGACGGAGGCGAUGUUGCGGCGCGAGGAGCGGCAGGAGCGCCAGAAGGAGCGCCAGCGUGCACUGCGGCGCAUGGGCGGAGACGUGCCGCGGCGCAAGGGCACCGCCACGCCAGCCGCCCCGAAGACGGCGGCUCUUCGGCUUCGGCCGCCGCCAACGAUACCGCUGGAGGAGCGGCUGCAAGUGGCGCACAAACGAGCACGUGAAGUUCGUGCGGCGGCAGCAGCGGCGGCGGUAGGGGAACACAACCCGGCGGGGUCGAUGCUAAUAACCUCUGCGGGAGGCGCGGCGGCGUACAACGUGGGGAGGUCCAUGGAUAAACGUCGACGUCCACACUGCACUCGUGCACGGCCCGCGGACGCAGCGCCGGCGGCUGGUGAGGGAGGGGAAGUGUCGCAGCGCGUCUGCUACACCAGCAGCCGGAGUGUGCUGGAACAGUUUGGUGUGCCGGUGGUGAUGUCCUUCUCCACCUGCCUGCCGCGGAUGUUCCAGAGCAACAACGUAAAGUGA
Messenger RNA from Trypanosoma conorhini, 762 nucleotides. RefSeq lists its product as uncharacterized. Lineage: Eukaryota; Euglenozoa; Kinetoplastea; Trypanosomatida; Trypanosomatidae. Bases 1 to 762 code for a protein of 253 amino acids. The record is from RefSeq and is a predicted model, not a curated record. The transcript has a single exon.